AUGUGGACGAGACUUGUGAUCACUGGGUUUGGAUGGUUUGCUCUGUUGAGGCUGUUGUUGUGCCUCGCUUUCGUUUACCCACACACAAUCACGUCUCAAAUCCGCCACCUUUCUCCGUUGGAGCAACCAAGAUUUCGGACCGCUUCAAUCUUUAUACUCGCAAGAAUAUCGUCUCCAAGAACUACAAUGCAAGCUGAUUGCACAUCUGGAGCCCCCAUCUCUUCCGGAGGGCGUGGUGGUCGUGGCGGUGGCCGUGGCCGUGGCGGACGUUGUGGUCGGGGGAAAAGAAGAGGGACAAUGAGAGCGCAGGUUAGCUAUAUAGGAAAGCAUAUGAUGCGUGGAAUUGACUUGUACGAUCAGGCAAUGCGGCGAGGGAGACACCAGGGUCGCCUCCACAACCAGCAGAACCAGCACCACCAUCACCAGCCACAGCAACAGCAGCAGCUACAGGAACAGCAGCAGCAGCAACAACAACAGGGGGAGCAACGGCAACAGCAACCACAGUAG
This is a messenger RNA of Aspergillus niger, 507 nucleotides long. RefSeq lists its product as uncharacterized. Bases 1 to 507 code for a protein of 168 amino acids. NCBI's taxonomy places the organism in Eukaryota, Fungi, Ascomycota, Eurotiomycetes, Eurotiales, Aspergillaceae. The record is from RefSeq and is a predicted model, not a curated record. The transcript is spliced from 3 exons.